Messenger RNA from Nicotiana tabacum (common tobacco), 850 nucleotides. RefSeq names its product ras-related protein RABC1. The record is from RefSeq and is a predicted model, not a curated record. NCBI's taxonomy places the organism in Eukaryota, Viridiplantae, Streptophyta, Magnoliopsida, Solanales, Solanaceae. Gene Ontology annotation, molecular function: GTPase activity; GTP binding.
AAUUUCUCAUGUACAUUGUACAAGCACUUCAUGCAUUCAAAAGAAAGCAACUGUUCUCGAUCUUCUUUCUCCUUUCUUCAACCUUUACCCGUUCUCUCCAAAUAUAUAAUACAUCCAUCUCUACACUUUUAUAUAUAACACUUUACCAAUUUUCUCCUCCAUUCCAGGGUUUUUAAGGCUGAUUGAGCAAAUUUGAGAAAUUUGGAGGAGUAUUUAAGGAAUGGAAGCAUCAUCAUCAUCGCCGGAGUUUGAUUACUUGUUCAAGCUGUUGUUGAUAGGAGAUUCAGGUGUAGGGAAGAGUAGUUUGCUCCUCAGUUUCACUUCUGAUGCCUUUGAGGAUCUUUCUCCAACCAUUGGUGUGGACUUCAAGGUAAAACAUGUUACCCUUGGGGGGAAGAAGUUGAAGCUUGCAAUAUGGGAUACAGCUGGACAGGAAAGAUUUAGGACUUUAACUAGUUCAUACUACCGAGGAGCUCAAGGAAUAAUCAUGGUUUAUGAUGUAACAAGGCGAGACACAUUUACUAAUUUAUCUGAUAUAUGGGCCAAAGAAAUUGACCUAUACUCAACAAAUCAAGACUGCAUCAAGAUGCUUGUUGGCAACAAAGUUGAUAAGGAGAGUGAAAGGGUUGUCAGCAAAAAAGAGGGAAUUGAUUUUGCCAGGCAAUAUGGAUGUCUUUUUAUUGAAUGUAGUGCAAAGACAAGGGUUAAUGUGGAACAAUGCUUUGAGGAGCUUGUGCUUAAGAUAGUGGACACUCCAAGUCUCUUGGCUGAAGGUUCAGCUGGUGUCAGGAAAAAUAUAUUUAAACAGAAACCUCCAGAAACUGAUGCAUCAACAAGUGGCUGCUGUUGA